Molecule: messenger RNA, 183 nt
Organism: Bipolaris zeicola 26-R-13
Lineage: Eukaryota; Fungi; Ascomycota; Dothideomycetes; Pleosporales; Pleosporaceae
Exons: 2
Source: RefSeq, a predicted model, not a curated record
ACAGAUUGCACCUCGUCUCGCAACUGCACUGACUGCGAAAAUUGUACGGAUUGUCGGAAUUGUACAGGUUGUACUGACUGUACAGGCGGUUUAGAACAGGAGGCUGACAGGUUCAGCUGCUCCAACUGUACUGGCUGUAGCGGACUGAAGAACGCGCAUAACCAAACAGGUGUGCACGAAUAA